GCACAGGGGGAAGUUCUUGUCUAACUCUCCCAGCAUGGCCAGAGCUGCUGCACACAUGUAGCUUCCCAUACUGUGGCAUCACAUGCUUGUAUGUCCUUGCAUAGUUAUGGCUGACAGAUGACAAUGCCUUGUGAUUAUCCAACUCCUGGCAUGCUCUGUGUGUUCAGGUCCCUGUGUUUGAAAGAGAAUCUGUCAAUACAAGAAAAGCAAUCUGCAAAGAGAAUUUUUGGCACUUACUCCAGAUCCUAGUCACUGCAGAAGGGCAAAGAAAAAUGAAGGGAAAAGAAGAAUUGAUCCCUGGAGCUACUGGUAUCACAUUAUCUCAACAGAUUCUUGCAUCAUCUACAGGAGCUCUGCUGACAUCUCUUUUUGUUACACCACUGGAUGUUGUGAAAAUUCGACUCCAGGCUCAAAGCAAGCCCUUCAUUAAAGGAAAAUGUUUUGUUUAUUGCAAUGGUUUAAUGGACCAUCUAUGUGUGUGCGUAAAUGGGAACAGCAAAGCAUGGUACAGGGCACCGGGUCAAUUCAGAGGAACUGCGGAUGCAUUUAUCCAAAUUAUCAGAAAUGAAGGAGUCAGGUCUUUAUGGAGUGGUCUUCCCCCAACACUAAUUAUGGCAGUCCCUGCCACAGCGUUUUACUUCACGUUUUAUGACCAGCUACGGGAUAUUCUAAUUCCAAGAUUGCAAGGAAAUACAGAAACUGCUAGUCUUCUUGCUGGGGCAACGGCCAGAUUGGGUUCAGUGACUCUCAUUAGUCCACUAGAGUUAAUUCGGACAAAGAUGCAGUCCCGACCGUUGUCCUACAGAGAGUUGUGUCUGUGCAUCCAGAGUUCGGUUGUGAAGGAUGGCUGGCUGUCCCUGUGGAAAGGAUGGGGCCCUACAGUCUUGAGAGAUGUCCCAUUCUCUGCUCUGUACUGGUUCAACUAUGAACUCGGAAAGAAAUGGCUGUGCCAGAAGUACAACUCUCCCGAGCCAACGUUUUCAAUCUAUUUUAUAGCUGGGGCUGUGUCUGGUUCAAUUGCUUCGAUUGUAACAUUGCCUUUUGAUGUUGUAAAAACCAGAAGACAAAUUGAAGUUGGUGAACUUGAAGUGUUUAGUACUUCCCAGAAAAGAUCCACAUCAACAUGGAAGGUGAUGAAUACAAUACUGGCUGAGAAUGGGUUCAGUGGGCUGUUUGCUGGUUUAAUUCCUCGUCUAAUUAAAGUAGCGCCUGCCUGUGCCGUAAUGAUCAGCACCUAUGAAUUUGGGAAAACUUUUUUCCGCAAGUUAAACAAAGAAAAACAGUUGAAAAAGCCGUGAUCUUGCCACGUUCUCUCGUUCCUGUUUAUUGUUCUGAUUUACGGAGAGCAAGACGCACAGAGCUUCGCCUAAAUCUUAAACGGGAUAACUCUGUGUAGUAGUCCACACAAUGGGCAGGAUCAGACUGUGAUCAGAUAAACCAAGAGAAGAGUGUACUGUAGGUACCAACGUAAGCACAUUUUAAUGUACACAUAGUAACCCAAACACUAUAUUGAACCAUUCAGAUGACCCAUAAAGGAAUAGAAAGGAUGAUUGAAAGAACUACGAUGGCUUACACCACAUAUUACCUAUGUUAUUUAUCUAGGUAAAUAGAAUUAUCGGUAUCCUAACAGUAGUGCCAAAGUCCCAGAAUCUGCAACUGGUCCUGUAGUAAGGUUAUAGUAAUUAUAGAUACCAAACUAUGUAUUUUAAUUGGGGUCAACUAGUUUGGUUAACAAAACCGCACAGAAAUCUUUUAGCUUAUACUAUGGGGGCAGAGAUGCUCAAAUUGUAGUAUAUGCAUAUUUUUGGACCAUCGUUCUGUUAAUAACAGGAGUAUUAAAACAUAAAAUGCCAAGGAGUAUUGUACAAAUGACAUAUCAAGCAAAUCUGGAGUUACCCUCAAGUACCUGCGGGGAGCAUUAGAAAACUGUAAAAUGAAUAAAUUGUUAUAUAUUACUUACAGCUUUUCAGAAAAGAAAUGUAAAUUAAUUAUAUUGGAAACCUAUGUAAUUUAUGGCUGAAGAGGAAGUCAUUUUUGUGCUUACAAUGUCCCUUUAAUAUAAAUAUUUUUUAAUAUAAAUUGUGACACAAACUAAUUAUUUGUUGUGUAUUUGAAAGUUAUUUUGUAUUCUAAAAUACUGACAUUCUGACAGUAGUAAGACAUAGGUAAUGAGAAAUAUAUAUAUUUGACGGAGAUCCUGUACUCCAUCUGAGUACCUCCAUCAAACUUUCCCUGUUUCUGGAGUAGAAUCGUUGAAGUGAUUUAUAGAGGCUCCACAA
Pelobates fuscus (common spadefoot toad) is the source of this 2279-nucleotide messenger RNA. RefSeq names its product solute carrier family 25 member 40 (gene SLC25A40). Gene Ontology annotation, biological process: mitochondrial transmembrane transport. Gene Ontology annotation, cellular component: mitochondrion. The transcript is spliced from 11 exons. The record is from RefSeq and is a predicted model, not a curated record. NCBI's taxonomy places the organism in Eukaryota, Metazoa, Chordata, Amphibia, Anura, Pelobatidae. The coding region runs from base 273 to 1298 and encodes 341 amino acids.